AUGACGCAAGACCAAAAGAGUGCGUACAUGCCCUUUGGAGUCGGUAUGAAUGCUUGUCCAGCCAUCAACGGUUUUGGUAGGAAGAUGAUCUCGUCCUUAGUCGUGGUGCUUAUUACGCGACUCGGUACGAGAGACUCGGGGGCGCGAAUAUGGUUUGGUGAUGACAAGUUAGAUAUUGAUAUGAGAGCCCCAUUGCCGACUGGACGAAAUGAUAUGGGGGAAUGGGUUACAAGUCUUGAUAGUAUCAACUAA
Colletotrichum tamarilloi is the source of this 252-nucleotide messenger RNA. RefSeq lists its product as uncharacterized. The record is from RefSeq and is a predicted model, not a curated record. The transcript has a single exon. Lineage: Eukaryota; Fungi; Ascomycota; Sordariomycetes; Glomerellales; Glomerellaceae. The coding region runs from base 1 to 252 and encodes 83 amino acids.